Molecule: messenger RNA, 513 nt
Organism: Aspergillus pseudotamarii
Lineage: Eukaryota; Fungi; Ascomycota; Eurotiomycetes; Eurotiales; Aspergillaceae
Exons: 2
Coding region: 18-197 (59 amino acids)
Source: RefSeq, a predicted model, not a curated record
CCUUUGUCUUGUUAUUGAUGCCCGCAUAUUGGCUGUCUCAUGGAGUUACCUAUCAUGGUACCAUAUCAAACUGUCAAGGGGACACCAACUUCUCCGGGCUGCAGCUCUUUGGUGGGAUAACAUGCCUGCUGGGAGCAUGUGCAAUUGCAGCGGCAGCUUAUCUGCUAGGUAAUCUGCGUCAAAGCAAAAAGAUCUGAUACAAAACGGUUAUGACGGCAGACACCACCGGAAGCUUCGAGUACUGCUCAGCCUUUAUCUAGGCUGUAACUCUAGGCAAUGCCCUUUCUGCGUCCACGGUGUAUCUUUCAAUAACCCGGAAAGGGUAAUAUGUUUUAGAUUUCUUUAUUUGAGCCCCGGCGACGGCUAACAUUUUCAAUUUUGUGUCUUGGUUCAAUCACUCAUCCUCCAGUAUAACAAACACAGUGUGGCGAUCAGAAUAAACAUCAAAAAUUUCACGAUGCUCUCUGUGUCCAAUUAUUAAAGAGAAGAAUGGCAUCGUAGGAUCUACCAGUG